AUGCGGCUCUUCGUCUGCGGGCCUUUCACGCAAGCAAGGGCAGAGCAGGAAGAGGAAUUCAUCAGUAAUACUCUAUUUAAGAAGAUUCAAGCUCUGCAGAAAGAAAAAGAAACACUUGCAGUAAACUAUGAAAAGGAAGAGGAAUUUCUCACUAAUGAGCUCUCAAGAAAACUGAUGCAGCUGCAGCAUGAGAAAGCUGAACUGGAGCAGCAUUUAGAGCAGGAACAGGAAUUCCAAGUAAACAAACUGAUGAAGAAGAUUAAAAAACUGGAAAAUGAUACAAUUUCAAAGCAGCUCACCCUGGAACAGCUAAGACGUGAGAAGAUUGACCUUGAAAAUACUUUGGAACAAGAGCAAGAAGCACUAGUGAAUCGUCUCUGGAAGAGGAUGGAUAAGCUUGAAGCAGAAAAACGAAUUUUGCAGGAGAAAUUAGACCAGCCAGUAUCUGCUCCACCAUCACCCAGAGACAUAUCAAUGGAGAUAGAUUCUCCAGAGAAUAUGAUGAGACAUAUCAGAUUUUUAAAGAAUGAAGUGGAGAGGUUAAAGAAACAACUGAGGGCUGCACAGUUACAGCAUUCAGAGAAGAUGGCACAAUAUUUAGAAGAGGAGCGACAUAUGAGAGAAGAAAACUUGAGACUUCAAAGAAAAUUACAGAGGGAAAUGGAACGUAGGGAAGCACUCUGCAGGCAACUGUCAGAAAGUGAAUCCAGCUUGGAAAUGGACGAUGAAAGAUAUUUUAAUGAGAUGUCUGCACAAGGAUUAAGACCUCGCACUGUGUCCAGUCCUAUCCCUUAUACACCCUCACCAAGUUCUAGCAGACCUAUAUCACCUGGUCUGUCAUAUGCAAGUCACACAGUUGGUUUCACACCACCAACUUCACUGACUAGAGCUGGAAUGUCUUACUACAAUUCCCCAGGCCUUCAUGUGCAACAUAUGGGACCAUCCCAUGGUAUUACAAGGCCUUCACCACGAAGAAGUAACAGCCCUGACAAAUUUAAACGUCCCACGCCUCCUCCUUCUCCAAACACGCAGACCGCAGUGCAGCCACCUCCGCCACCACCUCCGCCACCUGUGCAACCUACAGCAUCGCAGUCAGCCACUUUUCAGCAUUCAGUGCAUCCCUCCUCUCAGCCUUAGUGCAUGUGCUCAGCAGUCUGUAUGUCAGAAGUGGACUCAUAACAUGGAGCAGUUUACUAAAAGCCAAAGGCUUACUUGGCAUAUUUGGAUUUGACUUAUUUGCACUGAGGUUAUAUAGGCUUCACUGUUAAUUGUGUUGUAAACGUUUGUAUAAAAUGCAGCCAGUGUUGUGGGUCUACAACACUAACUUAACAAAGUUUUCCAUCAGUGUUUACUUGAACUACAUGUAUGUCCAUUCUCUGGCUGGAACAUUUGCUACUCUGUUUGGUAAUACGGCAUUACGUCGUUUUGCUGGCUCCAAAGCUUCAUUUUCCUGGCUUCUAGGUUUGUAAAAUUAAAGGGAUACCUUUUUAUAUUUUUUCAUGACAAUUUGCAGAAAAUUAAAGGCAUGAUGGGCUAUAUGAUAAAUUCUGAAAUAUUACAGUGUUUACCAAGCUUAUGGAAAAUCAGCACUACGUUUCAGUCAUUUGAAAUAACAACUUCUAGUGCAAAAGUAAGUCAGACACCCUAAUGAGUGCCCAAGACACAUACUCUGUUGUAUUAUGUAGUAAAUAAGCUUAAUUCAGCACACAGGACACAUUCAUGUUACUCCUGUUUAAAAGCACCUCAAACGUAUGGUACAGUCUGACUUUUACAGUGAGGGAACUGGCUUGCUGGAAUCUGUGGAAUGUACAAUUCGUGGACCUUAAGAUUUGGUGAUUUCGCUUGACAUUUACGCUAACCUGUAAGCUGCCCAUGCUGUGUGAUCUGUCACAAUUAACUUCGGUAAGUGUGGUCCUGCUCACAGGUUACUGAUAGCUGAUUAAAGUGUGCUCUUUGAUUCUUUUGCUGCAGAAGGCGAUGUGAUUGUAGAGAACAGCUGAUGAUAAUUUUUUCUUGUUAAAAUAUAUAUUAAUGGUGAUGCCCCUGAAGCAAAGUUUGAACAGGUAUUCUAAAUGUUCGAAAGUCUGUUAGAAAAUAAGAUGUAAGAAGAGCAUAUAGGAAUAUAUUGGCACAACAGCCAAAAUGUUGUAUUACUUGGUAGAAACAGAGUACAAGAAAGUAGCACAACAGGGCAGUAAUGAAUGCUUAUUUAGCAGCCUAAGCCGGUACAAUGUAUAAGGAGAUGUAUUCUGAAUACAUUCUUUCCAUUCAUUUAGCACAAAUAAAUUGGUUUCACUUUGCGGUGGAACAAAGUGUCACUUCUUGAUAUUGACAUCUUAAUCAGUUCCGUUUUUCCUGAGGUUCCUGUUGAGUACUGAGGUUUAUAUAUUAUUGAUGUUUUUAAGUGGUUUACCUCAUACAUAUGGAUAUGUGGGCCAUGGAAAAUGACAAGUGAAUGUUUAUGAGAAUAUGUAUCUGGCUAUAAUCAGAGCAGAACAUAAAUAAUUUAUCUUUUGUUUACAAAAGUUUUUUUGACAUGCCUAAUGCUUUAUUAAGGACAUUUUUAAGAAGGAAGUACAGCAUUCUUCUGGUAGUAUACUAACACUUGUGCAUAUGUUUUCAUGUUUGCCGCUCACCUAUUCAGUAAGAAUUUCAAACUGAAAAUCUUUAUGAAGUUAGUUCUCUAAAUCAAAAUAGUAAGUUAAAAUAAUGUUGUAAAAGGUUCCGCUUAAGGCAAACCUAGAAUUUCUUCACUGUAGCUAUGUAGUUUCAGCUCUGAGAGAAUUCAGAGAAAUGCAUAUGUAGUCUAUUACACUUCUUAAACCAAUAGGGGAUCAAGUGCGUUUUUAAAUUGCGUUAGUUAUGGUAGUGACUCUCCAAUCAAGUGAUUCUCAAGAUUGUGGCAGACCUAAAAUUUGACCAGUGCUUCCAUCUGAAAAUAAUUUACCAUACAUAGCAGAUGUUCACCUUUCCAUAGAGGAGACUCAGCUGUGAGCAUUGUAAUUAAACAGAGCUCCUGAAUCAGUGGUAGGAUUGCAUGUGAGAAAAUUACAGGCAGUCAAAGAUGGGACUGAGGUCAAGAAAGGAUUGGUUUAGUUUGAUGCUUGUCCUUUUGUAAACAUAAGACGAAGAAAAAAAUAUAUUCUUUUGCAAGCAGGAUUCCAGCUCAAGUGUACCACUAUUUGAAAUGACGUCCUUCUUUCUGAAGUGCUUUGAGAUUCUUGGACAUACAGCUCUGCAGAGUGCGAGCUCGUAGUGGUGGUAGUAUAAAUGCAGGAGGGAGGGGGGAAAGCCUAUGAUAAUGUUGUUUCGAGAUCUUAAAAUGGAAAAUUGCCUAGAAUAAUUUACAUUUGAAGCAUAUUCCAAAACUGAAUUUGUGUAACCCAAGUUCAGCUGCUGUUAUAAAGUGUCUUAGUGAACUCUCCUUACUGUUCCAGAGGGACCGUUACCAGAGGAAAGUAAAGAACUGACAAAUGUAUACUGAAUCUUGGAAGUGUAACAAGCCACUAAAUUGGCCUUACCUAACUAAGAACGUCGAACAAACCUUUGCUUGCAAUCAGAAGUGUUUAACUCUAUUUGUAGACUUUUUGAAUAAGAUGAGAAAUUGUGCACAACCAUCUCCUAAUAAAUGUAAAUGGAUUUUCAGUU
This is a messenger RNA of Opisthocomus hoazin, 3648 nucleotides long. The record is from RefSeq and is a predicted model, not a curated record. NCBI's taxonomy places the organism in Eukaryota, Metazoa, Chordata, Aves, Opisthocomiformes, Opisthocomidae.